This is a messenger RNA of Amblyraja radiata (thorny skate), 757 nucleotides long. RefSeq names its product polymerase (DNA directed), epsilon 3 (p17 subunit) (gene pole3). Gene Ontology annotation, biological process: leading strand elongation; heterochromatin formation; DNA damage response. Gene Ontology annotation, cellular component: CHRAC; epsilon DNA polymerase complex. The transcript has 5 exons. Lineage: Eukaryota; Metazoa; Chordata; Chondrichthyes; Rajiformes; Rajidae. The record is from RefSeq and is a predicted model, not a curated record. Bases 63 to 512 code for a protein of 149 amino acids. Gene Ontology annotation, molecular function: chromatin DNA binding; protein heterodimerization activity.
GGGGCCAGCAAUGGCGGGGAGAGGGGUCACAGGUCAAACGGCGGGAACGCGCGGGAUAAACAAUGGCUGAGAGACCAGAGGACUUGAAUCUGCCGAAUGCUGUUAUCACCAGGAUUAUAAAAGAGGCGCUGCCAGAUGGAGUGAAUGUAUCAAAGGAAGCCCGCAGCGCAAUAUCCCGAGCGGCCAGUGUUUUUGUUCUUUAUGCAACUUCCUGUGCAAAUAACUUUGCAAUGAAGAGCAAGAGGAAAACACUGAGUGCGGCGGAUGUCCUGGCUGCAAUGGAGGAGAUGGAGUUUGAUCGAUUCAUCACUCCACUGAAGGAUGCUUUGGAAGCUUACAAGCGAGAGCAAAGAGGAAAGAAAGAAGCUUCGGAACUAAAGAAGAAGGAUAAGAAACCCGAGAACGAGGAACACAAGAGCAAGGAAAACGAGGAAGAUGCAGAAGAGGUGAAGAUGGUGGAAGAUGAGGAGCAGAAGGAGGUUGAAAACGAGGAAGAGGACGUGGAGAACUGAAGCUUUCAUGCAACUACAAUAGGAAUGGUGUCUGGAAACUGGCCUUGAUCACCAGGAUUAUUGCUGUCCACCUCCAUGCUCUGGUUACGGGUGUUAAGACCAUUCAAGAAGCAUUCGUGGAUCAGCCUUCUGUUUUUGUACAUUUCGAUGAAAUUGAAACCUUUUUUAUUUUGUUACCAUUUGUGUUCAUUUGUAAAACAAUGUUUUAAUAACGCAUUAAAAAGGGCAAUUUUUUUUUGCACUUA